This is a messenger RNA of Mytilus trossulus (common blue mussel), 1923 nucleotides long. RefSeq lists its product as uncharacterized. NCBI's taxonomy places the organism in Eukaryota, Metazoa, Mollusca, Bivalvia, Mytilida, Mytilidae. The record is from RefSeq and is a predicted model, not a curated record. The transcript is spliced from 2 exons. The coding region runs from base 709 to 1923 and encodes 404 amino acids.
ACACUGAAAUGUGACGGUCUUCCAUUUUGUCUUAUAACAUGAUCAUAGAAAUUCUGGUAACUGUCACUGUGGACUGACACAUUGCUUUGAACGAGUUGAUUGGGUCUCCUAUUGACUUCCAUAAUAACACUUAAACAAUCAUCGAUUAAUAACAGCCUAACAGGCGUUUUUUUUGUAAGGAAGUACAAGGAUCUCGACAAGGAUAGUACAUGUAAGACAUGGCAUCAAGUUCGUCGAUAUCAUGCGGACCGUGUGAGUAUCGUAACAUGACACAAACAGCCGAGUUUUGGUGUUCUGUUUGUGAAGAGGGGUUAUGCAGAAACUGUCAUGGCCACCAUUCUGCCAUUAAGUCGACCAGAGAUCAUGAAAUUAUGCUGAUAAAGGCAUACAAAACCUUGGCUAAGGGAUUGCUAUCUGCAAACAUGGAAUGCGAUCUUCAUAAUGAAAAGUUUGAAUUGUAUUGUCCAUCACAUGAAAUUCACUGUUGCGUUCAUUGCGUGAGUACAAAACAUGAACACUGCACCGGCGUGACAUCACUACGGAGGGUUGUACAGAACAUCAAAGCAUCGAACUCUUUAUCAAAUCUUAAAGGGAAUCUGAACGAGAGAUUAAAAAAACAUCGAUGAAUUAAUUAAAAACGGAACUGACAACUUAAUUAACAUAGACAAAGAUACAGAAAAUAUCAAAACGGAAGUCAGUAAAGUCCGCAUGAAUAUUGAGAAAAAACUCAAUAUUUUGGAAACUAAAAUCGUGAAAGAUAUCAAUUCUAUCCACUCUCAACAAAAAACAGGUAUAGUAGACACAGUUAGAAAACUUCAACAGAAAAGAGAGGCUCUAAACCGGACAUUGAUUGACUUUGAGAAUCUCCAGAAGAAUGCUAGCGACUUCCAUAUCUACAUGGUAAUGAAGAAAUUAGAAACUGAUCUCUCGGAAGAAGGGAAGGAAAUUAAUUCGCUCCUUUUACAAGAAGAAAUAAAAUUAAAAAGAUUAUCUUUUUCUCCAAACGCUGACUUUCUUAGCACCGUUUCGAAAACUGUCUCUCUGGGUAAUAUAGCUGUUAGAACCAAUCAGUUUUCAGUAUUAAACGAAAUCAAUACAAACGCACAAAGUUCUUUGACCGUAUCGACCAAACGCAUCACUUCCGUGCAUCCAAAAAUGCGUCUUUCCGGUUAUAACGUUUAUGAAGGGGAUGAUAUUAACAUUUCAAGUAUUAUUGUCCUUCCUGACAGAAAAAUACUCCUAGCAGACUUUGGAGAAGAUGGUGGUAUCCUUUUGUUCGGUGAAAGUGGUCACUUUAUUACAAAAAUGAAACAGUUCGGAAAACCAUAUGGAACUGCCCUCAUCGAUGAUUUUCGCAUGGCAGUUUCUUUUCCCAACAACGGUAAUAUUAAAAUACUUAAACUGGGCCCACGAAUUUCACUGAUCUAUACAUUACAAAUGGAUGUCGAUUUAAACGCGAUUUCUUUCUAUGAUAAGCACAUCAUUGUUUGCUCAAGACCACAAAGUGUUCUAUUUGUCGAUUUGAAUGGUGCUAUUGCCAAGAGGUUAGAUUUAGGAUUACCUAGUGCGCGCAUCACAUUUAUCCAUUGUCUUAACAACAAGAUGCUCAUUUCUGAAUUUUUGAGUGACACCAUUUACUGCUUCGACUUUUAUGGAAACGAGAUAUGGAACAAACAUUUUGAAACUGGUCAAGAUACAAGAAAUGUAUGCGCCGAUAAAUUCGGAAAUGUGUAUUGUGUUGGAAUGAAUAGUGGUACGCUUGUUUGCUUGUCUAAAGAUGGACAAAAGAUUCAAGACCUCACCUCGUUCCGAAAUAAUUUAGUGAUGCCUAAAGCUAUAUAUUACGACGAAAGAUCCAGGACGCUCCUCAUCGCCAGUCAGCAAAUGCAAUCUGCUGCAGUUUUCGAUUUGGUGACGGUCUAA